Molecule: messenger RNA, 2051 nt
Organism: Neomonachus schauinslandi (Hawaiian monk seal)
Lineage: Eukaryota; Metazoa; Chordata; Mammalia; Carnivora; Phocidae
Gene: PBDC1
Product: polysaccharide biosynthesis domain containing 1
Exons: 6
Coding region: 93-752 (219 amino acids)
Cellular component (GO): cytoplasm
Source: RefSeq, a predicted model, not a curated record
CUCUUACUCGGCCUUCUCUUUGCAACCAGCUGCAGGCGGAGCUCGCAAAUAGUCAUUUCCGGGAAACCGCCGCUUGCUUUGUGGAGUGCAACAUGGAGACGACUAGUGGAACUGGUGAGCCGGUUGCCGGGGAACUGGUGUCUGUGGCACAUGCUCUUUCUCUCCCAGCCGAGUCUUAUGGCAAUGAUCCUGAUAUUGAGAUGGCUUGGGCCAUGAAAGCAAUGCAGCAUGCUGAAGUCUACUACAAGCUGAUUUCAUCAGUUGACCCACAGUUCCUGAAACUCACCAAAGUGGAUGACCAAAUCUAUUCAGAGUUUCGGGAAAAUUUUGAGAAACUCAGGAUAGAUGUGUUGGAUCCAGAAGAGCUCAAAUCAGAAUCAGCUAAAGAGAAGUGGAGGCCAUUCUGCUUGAAGUUUGACGGGAUUGUGGAAGACUUCAACUAUGGUACUUUGCUGCGACUGGAUUGUUCCCAGGGCUACACUGAGGAAAACACCAUCUUUGCCCCCAGGAUACAAUUUUUUGCCAUUGAAAUUGCUCGGAACCGGGAAGGCUAUAACAAAGCAGUUUACACCAGUGUUCAUGACGAAGAAGAGAAAGAAGGCAACCAUGGAAGAGAGGAAGGAACUGACAGUGGAGGGGCAGAAGAGAAAGGAGCCAACAGAGAAAGAGAAAAAGCAAAAACCAGUAAAGGAGCAGAAAAAGAGAAAAGAGCCAACAAAGAAAUCAGCAAGAGUGGUGAAACAGCUCUGUAAGGUAGACAAGGAACAGCACUCUGGAAGCUGUGACUCAACUAAGUCUACAGAUACUGUGAUGCUACUUGCACGGACUCCUGUGGUUAAAUGUAUGUCCUUGUGCAAUUGAAACACAUACAGAAGGACAUUCUUUCUAGCCUAAUCAUCAGGAGCUACUCCGGUUGUUCUCUUGUAUGAGCCAGCUUAAAGACUAUUAGUGGGGUCUUAGUUGAGCAUUUCUUGGUAUAGUGUUUCUUGGUUCUCACCACUGGUCAAAUAAGAAAUUUUAUGAAUAAAUUUCUUUUGGUUCUUAGGACUAUAUCUGUAAUUGACUUUUAAAAGAUAUUUCAAAUUAUUUGACACUUUAGGUUUUUUUCAGGUAUGUAAUCUCUCUGUCAUGUCUUAAUAUAAAGUGAUUUAUGCCUGUUUUUAAAUGCUUAUCAUUGUUUCCUGCGGUGAAGUUUCCUCAAGCCUGUUAAGUUGUAUAUGGUUUGGGGAUUAGAAGUUCCUAUGUAACAAUUAAUUCCUGCUAUUUGAGUAAGUACAGCUUUCUGAUUUUCUUUGAUAUAUGUGGCAAAAUAUUUGAUGAAUACUCUGUGGAGAUAAGAGCUGGGGCCUGAACCUGUCAGACCAGUGAAUGCAGCCCAGUUCACAUUAGAAGAGCAGGACACUGGACCUGCUUCAGGAUCUGCUUCUCUUCUGGUACUGAAGUUGUUACCUGAAAGCUAGCAGAGAUUAAUAAGUAUAAAGCCUGGUAGAGUGACUUCCCUUUUAUAAUGCUGUGGACAAUAGCAUACAUUUACAUAGUAACAUAAAAUGAACAUUUUUAAAUGAUAUUUCGUCAGACUCCACAAAUAAACCUGUUGAUUUUAUAUAGAUGGAGGGGUUUCUUCUCAUCUAAUGACUUUUAGGAAUGCAUGUUUCAGUUAUCUUUACAUAUGUAUAAAGGUUUGUGCAUAUCCCCAUAAACUCCCUGACCUUGAUUGCUAAAACUAGUUAGAGGAAGCCACAAUGUUUAUAGUGCAUACAGUAAAUACUCUGAAAACUCUAACCACAGCAUGAUCAUUCAAGAAAAGAUUUAUCAGAGCAGAGAAGGGGGAGAAAUGAGGUUUUUUCCCCCUGGUGGACAGAAUAAAAAUAAAAGUUAAACUUAACUGAUGAAUUCUUUUCUAGGCAAGAGCUGAACUAGAGAUACAUACAGCUAGCAGCAACAACUGUGCACAAAACUAGGUUUCUCUGUGGAUUCUUUUUAGCCAGUUCUUAAAAAUAUUUAAAACAUUUGUUAGACUUUUAAUUUUACAAAAAAUAUGCUUUUAAAUA